AUGAGAAAUCCAAGUCAAUAUAUUGAGAGAAGGAUACACAAACAGACUGAAAAAGAAAAGAAACAGAAUUGUUUGCUUUUAAAGACCUCCAUAGAGAGUGUGAAGUGGUUAGCAUUGCAAGGUUGUGCAUUUAGAGGACAUGAUGAGUCUACUGAGUCUAUUAACCGUGGGAAUUAUAUUGAAUUAAUCAAAUUGCACGGAAGAGCAAACAAAGAAAUUGAUGAUGUUGUUCCAGAAAAUGCAGCUAAAAAUGCCAAGUACACAUCACCACGUAUUCAGAAAGAGAUAUUACAAAUUAUUGCUGAUUGUCUGCAACAUAAAAUUUGUGAAGAAAUUGGAGAUGCUAAAUUUUGUAUUCUUGUUGAUGAAGCAGUUGAUGAAUCACAUAAAGAACAAAUGGCUAUUGUUUUGAGAUAUGUUGAUGGUGAUUUAUUUGUUAGAGAACGAUUUUUUGAAGUUGUGGGUGUUAAAGAUACAAAUGCUUUGACUUUGAAAAAAGAGAUAUGUAUUGUAUUAAACCAAUACAAUCUGUUGGUUACAAAUUUACAAGGUCAGGGGUAUGAUGGUGCUAGCAACAUGCGGGGGGAAUGGAAUGGACUGCAAGCAUUAUUUCUUAGAGAAUGUCCAUCUGCUUAUUACAUUCAUUGUUUUGCUCAUCGUCUACAGUUAGCUUUAGUUGUAGUAGCUAAGGAUGUACAUGAUGUGUGGCUAUUCUUUCAAUCAUUAAGUUCUAUUGUCAACUUUGUUGGUGUUUCUGCUAAGCGUCAUUCUCAAUUAAAGUUAAUUCGAGAGGAUGAAAUUGUAGAUUUAUAUUAG
Molecule: messenger RNA, 816 nt
Organism: Diospyros lotus (date-plum)
Lineage: Eukaryota; Viridiplantae; Streptophyta; Magnoliopsida; Ericales; Ebenaceae
Exons: 1
Coding region: 1-816 (271 amino acids)
Source: RefSeq, a predicted model, not a curated record